ACAUUUCCUAAUUUUCGUGACCCGGAAGUGUUUCUUUAAUGUUGCUCACAAGAUGCUGAUGACGUUGAUUGAUCAUUUAGCUACUUGAGGCUCGCUCAGUGUUGGGAAUGCAGCCUCCACUCCCACCGGAUGCAGUCAGAGAGCUGGUAUUUUCCUGUCUCCACAGGGACCCGGUAGCUGCUGACCUGAGAUGCAGCCUGUUUGUUGCGGCUGCCCAGAGCUACAAGAGGGACUCAUUGCUCAGACCAUACCCACCCAGAUACAUCCGGGACAGAGAUACCAAAGAGUUUGAUGAGCUGCUGACAGAUGUGAACAGCCUACCUGGGGUGAGAGAGCUGGUGAGACUGAGGCCGGGCGAGGGGAACCACCAUCUGGCUCUCACACACUGGGUUCUCUCCUCCAAGAGCUUCGCCGUGAAGACUCUACAGAAGGAGGAGUACUCCAAGCUCUGCAACCUAACGAAGAGUGAGGGGAUCUUGACGCCUGUUCCUGACUUCCUGUUUGAGCUCGAGUACUGCGACCAGGUGAACGCUAAAUUCGAGAAGACGCGGGCGGGGCGCGACAUCUUCUACGCGUUCCACGGCAGCCGCAUCGAGAACUUCCAUUCGAUCAUCCACAAUGGGCUCCACUGCCACCUCAACAAGACCUCAUUGUUCGGAGAGGGCACCUACCUCACCAGUGACCUCAGCAUGGCGGUCCUCUACAGUCCCCAUGGCAACGGUUGGCGCGACAGUCUCCUGGGACCGUUGCUGAGCUGUAUCGCCAUGUGUGAGGUCAUUGACCACCCAGACGUCAAGUGCCAGGUGAAGAGGAAAGACUCGGAAACCGUCGAUCGCCAGCGGUCCAGAGCCAGGAACAGUGAAGGCGGGGAGGUCCCUCAGAAAUACUUUGUGGUCACCAAUAAUCAGCUGCUCCGUGUCAAGUACCUGCUUGUGUAUUCCCAGAAAAGACACUUCUCCAGACAUUCCCGGGGCACGUCCUGGCUGGUCCGGCAUCACUUCGCCAUCAUGAUGAGUCUCUACCUGCUGCUGCUCAUCUUCAUUGGUGCCUUCAACUCCACCGCAUUCCUCUCCUUCUGGAACAGGCUAUUUCGGUGACAUCAUAAACCUGGGACACUCUUCCGGUGACCUCACAAUUACCGGACCACAUGCUUCUGGUGACAUUACAGGGCCUCACUCUUCCAGCUGUGGUCACUGGGCCUUCAACCCAGGUCAGUUCAGCCAGAGGUUCUCCAUCUUUAAACCCUGUUGUUUUAGUGUUCCAGGGAGGUCGUGUUUCCGCUCCUAUUACCAGGGCUGACACUACGGACUUGGUAAGAGCAGUGUGUCAACGACGUCUGAAGAGUCAAACUAUCUCCUGAGGGAAGGAAUAGUUCUAGACAUGAUGGAUCAUUCUUCAUCAUAGUGUCUUUUUUAACACACAGUCAGACAGAUAGACAUACAUACAGACAAUCAGACUGAACAGGGAAUGUCAGCAAUGAGGAAAACCAUAAUAUACAUGCACUCUAUCGCUGUUUCGUUACUCUUUCCACCACCUCUUUUUAUUUCCAGCCAACACAGGAAGCGCACUGAUAUUCAGGUCUUUCUGUAAUUAGAAUCAGGAUUGGGUGUGCUUUCUGGAUUGAAAUGGAACCAAUGAAGAAUUGUUAGUAUGCUCAGUUACCAUGGUGAUUACUGGUCAUUAUGAUGCCGAUUCUUUACUCCACUGAGAAGUACACCCCAACCAGAGAGGCUCUAAGUCCUCAAGGCUUAAGUCUCAAUGGAAAAGAAAAGUUCCCAGUCAGUAAUAAAUAUAUCUAUACUGUAUAUAUGGGCACAGCUCACCUGUGGUCUGCCUUGCUAGUGAAUAUGAAAGGGUGCUGCGACGGCUGCUUUCAUCAAUGAUCACUACACUGUAUUUCUGUCUACUAUCUGUGACAGGCUGCUUGGGUUGUGUUCAUUAGGGCACAAAGUAGCAAACAUUUUCCGCAAACAAAAAAAAGUGUUUCUUAAGGGACAAAUAUUGGCAGUCCCGCCGUUUCAGGUGUUUUUCUUCCAUCGGGUGCCUAUUGAGCACGAUCCUGGGCGUGGCGUGGUCGUGUUGGACUGUGGUCAAGACGGAUUCCGUAUGCGCAGUUCCAGUCGAGAGUUUAGACUGGUACUGUAAGAUACUAUGUAAAUGUGUGUUCUGUCUGUGUUGUCUCUGUUUUCUGUGUCUUUGGUCAGCAAACAUUUACACACUGGGUGAGGGCAUCUGCUAAAUGACAAAGAAAAGGAAAUGUUUUUAGAACCGUUUAAGUUGGCAUAUGAUUUGCUGUUGUACUCUGAGGGUAGGAUUCGUGGACACAGAUUAAGUCUGGUCCUGGACUAAAACAAAAUCAAGCUCAAUAAUUAAUGUCUUUUUUUGUCCAGGACUAGGCUUAAUCUGUGUCUGUGAAACUGGCAAUUAAAGUUAGAAACCACUUGAAUUUGUCAAGAGGACCCUAAUUCUUUAAGAUGUUACGUGGGCCUAUAAGGAAUAUAUCAAAUAUAAUGUAUUAUGUAUUUUCAAGUAAUACCACAUUAAAUAUGCUUUUAUAUUGCUUAUCACAAAUACAUUUCUUAGUACAUCUUGAUCAUAAGAAAUAUAUUGUUUCUUUUUUUUUUUUAAACAGUUACACUUAAAUUCAAAUAGAUUCUUUUUACAACUUAUUUUACUUAUAGUUCUUUAAGAACAAAAAUGGCAUAAAGUAAUUUUUGUCAGAUAAUUAGAACAAAAUGGCGUUGCCUAAUGUAGGUUGCUUCUGUUUAACUCAAUGGCUUCGUAUAUUUCUAAGUAAAAGGGGCAAUCAAUCCACGUACACCAGGUCAUAGUGAACCAUUCUGAAAUAAAAACGAAUUUGUUGGGUGAUGCGUCUGUGGUUUUAGUGCAGGGUUAUUCAACUUUGGUCCAAGAGAGCUGAAACACUUCUGGUUUUUGUCCUGGCCGUCUAAUCAUGGACUAAUUCAGACCUGGGACACCGUGUGAGUUUUGUUAACUACCAGAUGGAAAUAAAACUAGUUUUUCAUCCCUCCAGCACUGGAGAUGAAAAGGCCUGGUGAUACUGUAUGUGGGAUGGGGUGUAGGAAAAAGAAAUGCUUUAACACACUUUCAGGGAAGUGGGCAUGUAGAGGUGGGUAAGAAGAAGAUAUCCAUGGUCAUACACUAUUUCUUCAUCUGGGUUCUAUGUGGACGGUCAAAAAUGUUUUUGGGGACAAAUGUUUCAGAACCCCUCCUUUGAUGUACCAGCCCAGUUCUACUGUUGCCAUUCUGAUUGCUACUCUUUUUGGUGCAUGUUGUUAAUGUAUCAUGGGCUGUCUGUCUUUAUGACACCUGGUACCCUGAAGAUCCAUUGUUGUAUGCGGUUAUUAUCAGCGAAAACUAACUGGAUCGAUAUAUAGGCUUGAUAAGUGUCGGCUGGCUUUGUUCACCAAGUCCACUCAAGAUUAUACACCUUGACAUGAAUUACCACCUGUACCGUCCCUACUCAGAUAAUAGACUUCUCUGUCUGUGUCCUUAUACUUUGAUAUAUUGGUUAUUUUUGAGCAAUUGAAUUAAUAUGAAGCCAGUUUGGUUGGUACAGAUGGAGUGACCCAAACUAGCAUGCAUUUUGUAUCAUAGUGUGUGGACAACUGGAGUGCAAGUAUCAAUAUUUCCCUUGCAAACUGAAAAUCUUGAGCAAAUGCUUUGUUUUCAAAAUGUCAUUUUUUAUUUUGCAUUUUAUAAGGUAAAAGAACAAUUUCUCAAAUUAUAUUGUAUUAAUAAUUUGCAUUCCGACCAA
Esox lucius (northern pike) is the source of this 3778-nucleotide messenger RNA. It is a transcript of the gene parp16, whose product is annotated as poly (ADP-ribose) polymerase family, member 16. The transcript has 7 exons. Lineage: Eukaryota; Metazoa; Chordata; Actinopteri; Esociformes; Esocidae. Gene Ontology annotation, molecular function: NAD+ poly-ADP-ribosyltransferase activity; protein serine/threonine kinase activator activity; kinase binding. Gene Ontology annotation, biological process: endoplasmic reticulum unfolded protein response. The record is from RefSeq and is a predicted model, not a curated record. Bases 108 to 1097 code for a protein of 329 amino acids. Gene Ontology annotation, cellular component: endoplasmic reticulum tubular network; intracellular anatomical structure; nuclear envelope.